CGUACUACACACACAAACCCUAGAACCGCAUCAACACUCUUCCUUCCUCCUCCAACUAGCACCACAUCAAGCUAGCUAGAGCAGCCAUGGAGGCGUCCAGAACUCAGAAGCAACUCGCCUUCCUCCUCAUCCUGCUGCUCUCCACCGCCGCAGCAGCUGCAUCGGCGCCGGCAGCCACGGUCGCCUGCGACUGCGACAAGCCGUCGCACUCCCACCCGCCCAAGACCAAGCCCUCCUUCCCCUCCCCCAAGACGGGCCCCACCAAGCCCGCUCCCAAACCCAAGCCCAAGGGCCCAUCCUACCCCUCGCCGUCGCCGGCCAUCCGCCCGCCCAAGCCCAAGACCCCAGCUCCGGUCGUCGUCGGCCCACCCAAAGGCCGGCCCGUCCCUCGCCCCCCGGUCUACAGCCCACCCAAGGGCCCAAUCACCGUCCCACCUGUGGUCGGCCCGCCCAAGGGCCCUGUCGUCAGCCCUCCCGUCGUCUACCCUUCACCGCCGGUGACCGCCCCUCCAGUCACCUACCCUUCACCACCAAUCACCGCCCCACCAAUAACCUACCCUUCCCCGCCGGUGACCGCACCACCAGUGACCUACCCGACCCCGCCGGCGGUGACCACACCCUGCCCGCCACCUCCGCCGACACCGGCGACGCUGACGUGUCCGGUGGACUCGCUGAAGAUCGGGGCGUGCGUGGACCUGCUGGGCGGGCUGGUGCACGUGGGCCUGGGUGACCCGGCGGUGAACACGUGCUGCCCGCUGCUGGCGGGGCUGGUGGAGCUGGAGGCCGCCGUGUGUCUCUGCACCACCAUCCGGCUCAAGCUGCUCAACAUCAACCUCUACCUGCCGCUCGCGCUCCAGCUGCUGCUUACCUGCGGCAAGACUCCCCCGCCUGGGUACACAUGCUCCGUCUAAAGCUGUCAGUGAGAUCGAGGAGUUCCAAGAGUUCUGGAAAGAUUGAUGAUCGACACGAGAGGGAUGUCGAUCCAUCCAUUAGACCUACGGACUACGUAGCUUGCAAGAAGAAGAGAAGAAGAAGAAGAGGCCGAUGAGCUAAAGCAUGCAUCGACAUGGGUGUUUGUUUUGUUUUAGUUUUCCGGUGUUUGGUUUGGUUGUUAUUGGCUGCUUGGUUAAGUAUUUGUCUGUGCGUGCGAGUGUGAGUGUGUUGAUUAAUCAAUUGUUUGGUGACCAAGGCCAGUUGAUUGAUUAAGGAAAACAACAGCAUGCAGUAUGAUUGCAUGCAUAUUGAAUAA
Molecule: messenger RNA, 1249 nt
Organism: Brachypodium distachyon (stiff brome)
Lineage: Eukaryota; Viridiplantae; Streptophyta; Magnoliopsida; Poales; Poaceae
Product: 36.4 kDa proline-rich protein
Exons: 1
Coding region: 87-911 (274 amino acids)
Source: RefSeq, a predicted model, not a curated record